UCACCUGCUGCAGCAGAGCAGAGCUGGAGGAGAGCUGGAGGAGAGCAGAGUGGAUGAGCAUCUCCUCUCUACACCGUCUCUACACGUCAGGAUGAAGAUGAGUGUCAGCACACAGAGAGGACAGUACCGGGGGACACGGUGUCUGUCCUGAACCUCCCCCCCCCCCCCCCCCCCCCCCCCCCCCCCCCAAAAAAAAAAAAAACCCCAACGCAUUUCAGGGGACACAUCUCACUGACAGACAUCGACUCUUCCAGCUCAGCUCGGAUGAUGCUGGUCCACCGUUAAAGGGGAUUUUUGGGGGGGAACCGGACUCUGUCGGAAUUUCGCCAAAAUUACGACGGGAAUCAAGUACAGCUCCCUGUCUCCCGGUAACGGGAGAGACCACCGGCCGCUCGUGAUGUCUCGUGCAAAGGAGCGGCUGAAAGGCGGGAAUGAGACCAAGGACAGCGUCACUCUGCUGCCGUGCUUUUAUUUUGUAGAGCUCCCUAUCCUGGCCUCCUCUGUUGUCAGUCUUUAUUUCCUGGAGCUGACGGAUAUUUUCCAGCCGGUGCAUUCUGGGUACAGCUGUAGUGACCGCAGUCUGUCUCUGCCCUACAUCCUGCCCAGACAGGAAGUCUGCCCACUGCCCCUGCUCUUCAGCCUGGCCUUUGCCGCUCCCACCGCCACUAUUCUCAUAGGAGAGGCCAUUCUGUACUGCUAUCUAUCCAGGAGGUCAUCAGCCACUCAGACGGAGGCUAACAUCAACGCUGCAGGCUGUAAUUUCAACUCCUACAUCCGCAGGGCUGUACGCUUCAUAGGUGUCCAUAUCUUUGGCCUGUGUGUGACAGCACUGAUAACCGAUAUUCUCCAGCUGUCCACUGGUCAACACACCCCCUACUGGUUGGAUGUGUGUAAACCCAACUUGACCCACAUUAAUAUGUCCACUUGUGAUGAAGCUUUUAUUCUGGAGGAUAUCUGCUCUGGACAAGACAGCGGGCUCAUCAAUGCUGGGAGGAAGUCUUUCCCCUCCCAGCAUGCAACUCUAGCUGCCUUUGCUGCUGUCUACAUCUCAAUGUACUUCAACACGGUGCUGACCGACUCUGCCAAGCUUCUGAAGCCUCUCCUGGUGUUCUCCUUCGUCAUGCUGGCCAUCCUGGCCGGGCUGACCAGGAUCAUCCAGUUCAGAAACCAUCCCGUCGACGUCUACUGUGGCUGGUUACUGGGAGCUGCCAUCGCUGUUUAUCUGGGUGUGUAUGCAGUGGGGAAUUUCCAGCCCAGUGAGGAUCGGUCCAGAAGUCGAGCAUCUACCCCCACCCUGAGAGAGCCCACCCUCUCCUCCCUACCCAAUGUUAGCCAAUCAGCAAUUAGCAACAGCCACCAAGAUUACCGUUAUCCACUUCAAGGUCACCACACCCUGGCUCCCAGCCAACCAGAGCCCAUCAUCACGAGGACCUCUUCCCACACUUUGUCCCCCAACCAAUCAGAGCCCAUGCUGACGCGCAGCGCCUCCUACCGAGAGCCGUCUCUGUCCAAUCUGAAGAGAGCCAGUGCUGAGGUGGAGGUGAUAACCCCAUCCAGUCCCCUGGGCAACCAGGACAACAUGAUGACCUUCAGCAGCAGCACACUGCCAAGGUCCCACGGAGGCUCCUCAUUGGAGGAGGGUCGCAUUCCACGCCGCCACGCCUCCAUCCACGCAUCAAUGGACUCGACCCGAUCCAAACAGCUGCUCAGCCAAUGGAAGAACAAAAACGACAACAGGAAGCUAUCCCUGCAGGUGAUGGAUGGAAUAAGACCGGCGUCCUCUUCAUCUCCUCAGAGGAACAUGGAACUGCGCUGCUCCUCUGAACCUUCUGCCAUGGGCCUGGAGGCAGAGCUCCGAGGUGGGAUGCACCUGCCUUCACUCAUCACUUGUCAGGAAACAGAGCUGCGUGCUGGGGCCCACAUCCCAGCUCAGUACAUGAAACUCGCAGCGAGCUCUGUUCCUAUGACCAAUCAUAAUCACAUGACCCAUAAUGGGAGCACCGGAUUGGCCGGCGGGGCCAGAGUGUCUAUCCAAUCCCGGCCUGGAUCCUCCCAACUGGUUCACAUUCCUGAGGAGGAAAACCUCACCUGCAAGGAUCAGGAGAGUGAAUCAGAGGACAGCAUGAUGGAUGGGGGUGGGUCAGUGAGGGAAAAGUGGCUGAGAGUGGCUGAGAAGACCAGCAUCCCCUGCAGGCCGCUCAGUGCUGGAGGACAGCCUCGUCUCAUGCAGGUGAUAGCCUUAUCCAAACAGCAAGGUCUGCUUCACUCUCCACGGUCGGAGGAUGGUGGCAGCAUUCGGUACCGAGCCCUGACGGACCAGGACCCAUCACCACCGGCCUCCACCACUGGAGCAGUGGGAGGAGGAGGAGGAGGUUUGGAAAGAAGUGGCAGUAUAGUCCGUGUUGAAGCCCACCCAGAGUCCAGAUCAAACAAACCUGUGGUGAAACCUCCGAGCACCGACGGAAGUGGCUCCUGGCGAUGGAAACCACCGGAUCCACGAGCUUCUCUCCGACAGUCGCCUUUCCCCCUUAACGACCUGAACAGACACACAGACAGCUGUGAUUCGCUGAGGGAUGGAGGGUCGGUGGAUGGGCGGAGGAGCGUAACAGGAACCGAAUCGGAGAGCGAGGGGGGAGGAGAUGUAGUGGGAGGAGGACCAGGAGGAGGAGGUGUGUACACAAACCAUCCACAUGUUGUACACCCUUUACAUCCCUUACACCCCAAUAACCCCAACAACUUCCAGCACCCUAAUUUUAACCCCAACAAUCCCAACUUUAAUAACGCCCACUUUAACUUCAACCCCAACUCUGCCAACUUUAACCCCAACUCUGCUAACUUUAACCCCAACUCUGCCAACUUCAACCCCAACUCUGCCAACUUCAACCCCAACUCUGCCAACUUCAACCCCAACUCUGUCAACUUUAACCCCAACACUAUCAACUUCAACCCCAACUCUACCAACUUCAACCCCAACUCCGCCAACUUUAACCCCAACUCUACCAACUUCAUCCCCAACUCUGCCAACUUCAACCCCAACUCCACCAACUCCAACAUGCCAUUCCCCCCCGCUGCCACCUUUGCUCCUCCCUUCCACCCCCACCCUCAGGCCAUCACCACCAUCCGGGUCACCCCAGUGGAGGUAACGGCUGCCAGCAGCGACGGUGGUUCAGACUCCCAGUCGGCUGCCUCGUCCAGCCGUGAGUCCACCCUGAGGAGGAAGAGUGGCUCCAACACAGCCCACAUGCCCGAUCGAGGGCCCACCCCAGACCUCCACAAUAACCACCGCCUUUGUGAUGACGGUAACCGCAUCGACAACGAAAGCAGCAGCCGUUUCCACGAAAACCUUCGAAGUUUUCAAGAGAACCCUAUCCACCCUAACCACCCCAACAGGCAGUUGCAGGGGAUGUUUAGCCGUCCCAGCCCAACCCCUCCCCCUACCUUACCCCGCCCCCUCCUGACUCACACCCCGCCUCCUACUCUGGGGUUGGCCUAUAAAGAAUGAGACGUUCAGAGGUAGAUUCAUCCAUCUAUACCUGUGAUUAAAUGUGUCCCAAUUGACCAGUACAACAUUUCAAUGGAGAUGCUGCAUGGGCCAUUCAGAACUUUAGAUUGAGCCAAAAAUGAAAGGAAAUUUGGUUAAAUCUGUCCACCACCCAGGUUCAGCCAAAAGGGGGUGGCCAAAAACGUGUUAGUCCCACCCACCUCUCCCCUGGCCAAUUAAGGCACAAUAAAUGGCCAAUUGUGUCCCACCAGCACCCCAGUUGGUUUAGAACCCAACUGAAUAAAUGUUAUGUCUUACUAGGAGACGUACUGUAAGCUUAUUAAAACCUAUUAGCAAGAGGUUCACAAUCCUCUCGGGGUCUAAAGCCAUAGAGACUCCUACACAAUUAGCCCUGCCCACGAUCUCCAACUGGCCAAUAAGAAAGGACUAUAGUCAGGGCCCAAAAUAAGAGGGGCGAGUUUGAUUCAACAUUUUUCCUUGUGUGUUUUUUUUUCAUCUGGAUACACCAGUCCGUUUUUGUAAAUGUAAUAAAUUGGGUGCACUGGCUUCAAAGGCACAAGAAUAAUGGGCUAAAUAAACUGCAGACCCUUUGACUCAGUCAGAAGGAGAGACUCCAGCCUCCUCGGUCCGUCCCACAGCUCCCUGCAAGCGAGGAUGGAUUCAGCCUAAUGACUCUGACCCCCUUUCCUCUGACUGCUAGGUCAGCUGUCAGUGGGAUAACAUUCUUAUCAUCAACAUUUAUACAUACAGUAUAUAUUCUCAGCUCUCAUCGUUUUAUCGAACACAGGUAACAAUAUCGAUAUAUAAACUUUACAAUGUAACCACAUGCCAUUAGAUGGAAAUUUGCAUUCAAAGCCCAUAACUGUGCUGUGUUUGUACAUAUGAAUGUGGGUGGCCACAGUGGAAAUUAAACCCACAGUCUUAAUUGUGUCUGGGCUACAAGGAGUCCCUUUUGGGCAAUAACAGUAUCUCUUAGUUCAUGGUGGUAUUGUGUUUGUGUUGGAUAAGAACAAUAUCAUGGGACAUACCUUGUGUUUAAAUAUAGUUAAACGAGCGCUCUAUUUUUUACAUGCUGUGUUUUAAUGAUGUGCAGUAUCUGAAUUAUUGACUGUGUAGUAGCUGUACUGUACACUAGCACAUGCAGCAUGUGAGUCAUCUGAACAAACUUCGACCGCACACAAGUCCAAAGACUGAGGGAAGUUAAGCAUUUUUUUCUUUGGUUCAUUUUAUGAGCUCAUCAUGUUUAGGGCAACUAUUGGGAAAAAAUAAAUCUAAUAUAUCUAGCAUAAAAUCAAAAUAUUUUUGAAAAAAAAAAAGUUGCAAUGUUAAAAGAUAAAGUUGUAGUUAUAUGUGAAAAAGGUAAUAUUAUCUGAUGAUUUUACAAAAGAAAUGGCAAAAUAUUACGAUACUAAAAUGUUUUAACAAAAAAUUGAAUUUAUAAAGAAAGUACAAUACCACAUGAAUACAGUCAUCAUCAUACAACAAAUGUUUGUAUUUUUGAGAAAACAAAGCAAUAAUUAAAUAAUAUAGUGUAAUUUUACUAGAAAGUACAAUAUUACAAGGAUAAAAGCAGAAAUAAAAAAGGCAUUACAGUUACAAAAAAGGUCAUAAUGGUACAUGAAUAAAGUGUAAUUUUACCAGAAUUUAUGAUACAGUAAAAUCUUACAAAAAUGGUAAUUUUAAGAAACAUAUUCUAAUUUACUAGAAUUAAGUGCAAUUUUAAAAGAAAGAAUUCCAGUUAUACUUAUAAAUCUGAAUUUAAAAAUAAAAGUCAUAAUAAUACAAGAAUAGUGUUAAUUGUAUGAGAAAAUGUCAUAACAUCACAAGAAAUGAGUAAUAUUGUUGAAAAAAGUCUGUAUUUCAAGAAAUACUAUAAAUGUUGUCAUAUUUGGAGAACAACAAAAUGUCAUAUAUAUGUAUAUAUAUAUAUACAAAUAUAUAUAUAUAUAUACAUACAUAUAUGUAUAUAUAUAUAUAUUUGUGUGUUUUCUUGUUUUAGCAUUGCCUGGCUAUCAAUAUAGUUGCUAUUUUUUCCAAGCAGAGGAUUUGACACCUAAGAUGCCUCAGAUCUCUGAUAAAACGGUGCAGACUUUUGAAAGUUAUCCUCAACAACCCUUGGUGAAGAAUAUUAAUAUAAAGAUAUUAAAAGAAUUUUACAAUUUUA
This is a messenger RNA of Sebastes umbrosus (honeycomb rockfish), 5666 nucleotides long. RefSeq names its product 2-lysophosphatidate phosphatase PLPPR4-like. Gene Ontology annotation, molecular function: phosphatidate phosphatase activity. Bases 398 to 3502 code for a protein of 1034 amino acids. The transcript has 11 exons. NCBI's taxonomy places the organism in Eukaryota, Metazoa, Chordata, Actinopteri, Perciformes, Sebastidae. Gene Ontology annotation, biological process: signal transduction; phospholipid dephosphorylation; phospholipid metabolic process. The record is from RefSeq and is a predicted model, not a curated record.